Molecule: messenger RNA, 7412 nt
Organism: Bacillus rossius redtenbacheri
Lineage: Eukaryota; Metazoa; Arthropoda; Insecta; Phasmatodea; Bacillidae
Product: serine/threonine-protein kinase Sgk1-like
Exons: 10
Coding region: 3602-5206 (534 amino acids)
Biological process (GO): protein phosphorylation
Cellular component (GO): nucleus; cytoplasm
Molecular function (GO): ATP binding; protein serine/threonine kinase activity; phosphatidylinositol binding
Source: RefSeq, a predicted model, not a curated record
UGUGUACUUCUGAGGGUUCGACAAAUCACUGCGAUGCUACUUACUAAUGUUAUUAUUGUUACACGUCCGAGAUACAGGAAGUAUGGAAUUGGAUUGUGACGCGUGAAAGGUUAUUCAGCGGUAACGUGAUACUUACGAAUUGACUUAACAUCUCACAAGGUACAGUUAAAAUAACAUUGUGCAAUGUGUUCAGUCUGUAUAGCCCUCGUGUGUUUAAACGGUAUCAAAACAAUCGCAAGCUACUAGUCAAUUGCAGGAAAGUGUACGGAUUUUUGUUUAAUAGUAGGGGAAUGACGUUAAUCACAUUAUUUUAACAACGGGAAAUUAACGCUGGACAUAUUUAUUACUCAUAUGCCUACAAUACGUUUCGUUCUCGGAAAUAAUGACAUGGUUGCAACAUAGCCAACAUUCUUUUAUCGUACUCAUUAGCGUAAAACAAUACUGCAGUUUAGCUUCAGCAUUGAUUAUUGUUAAACAUUUUGUUAACCCUAAUGAAAUGCCUUUAUAACCUAAUAAUUUGUGAAUAAAUAAAUUAAUUUUUGUAUGAGCCAUGAACGUAGUUAUUUUUACUAUAUUACCACCAACAUAUCAGAUGUCAUGUGCCUGUGUUUGUAAGAUAAGGCUACAUAAAUGUAAGAUUUUUUUCUGAACUAAUUUAUUAUCUGAGUAUUUUAUAUAAGGGUUGUGGAAACAUUCAAACAUUGCAGCAUGAACUAUGCAAGGCAGUGGGACUACUUUGUGAGAAUUUUAAAAGAAACAAGCAGGAGGGUGAAGGCAGUUAUUGGUGUGAGGGGAACAUACGUAGAAAAAAUCAGGCAAUGCUUUUAUUCAUUUUCUGACUUUUAUUAUAUUCUGUAAAAUGGCACUGAAAAUGUAAAUGUAGUUCACUAAUAAUGUAAAUGCAGUUCACUGUUACAGAUGGGUUAGGUUAGGUUAGCUACAUUUCAAAUACUGUAAAAUUGUGUGAGCAGUCAAUGGUUAGGUUAGAUUAAUUAAAAAUACUGUAAUUAUGUUUUAAAUGUUCAUUACAUAUUGAAUAUAUUCAUUUUAUGCAUCUUGCCUAACUCUACCCACCUUUCACUUUGUAACAAUAACGUGUUUGAAAAACUUUCCUUGGAAAAUGUAGGUUGAAGAAAUCAAUCAAUCACGAAUGCUAUGAAAUAUGAACUAACAUUAAUGAACUCACCUCAACAAUUUACAACCACUUGCAACACCUCCGAGUUGCCAAUAUUGCAAAUAUUGAAUGCCAUAUUCAAUAUGCUGAGCUUCAUAUUUUUUAUUAACAUGCUGAAGGGAAGCAAUUCUGCCUGAGGUACGAAAUAAUACAAUUAAUUAUUUUGCCAUUUUUUUUAUAAUGAUCAGAAAAUAUGUGUGGGAGGUUUUCAUAUUUCCCCCCAGAUUCUCUCCUGAAGCGUGCACAGCAGUGGAACAGAGAUUAACGAGCAGGAGGUCGGAGUGAAGUGUGAUUGGCCAGGCCUUGGGGCGAGGCCUGUUGCAGGGUGAAGGUUGGCGACAGGCAUACUCUGGAGGGGAUGUGGAAUGUCCCCCCCCCCCCCCCCACUAAAUCCUGAAAAAUCUUUAAAAAUCUAUCAAUUCCAUCAACAAAAGGUUAGAAUUUGAAAGAAGCAAACACGAGACCAAAGUAGUUCCAUUGCUUCCUGAAAUAAGAUUGUGUGUACACUCGUGAUUUGCGAGCCUGUUCAAGGUGGUCGAAGGUUGGAGAACAGGGAGUUGAGACAUAGUCUGGGGGAAAUCGGAUCAAACUUGGGUACAACGUAGUAGAGGUGAAAGGGGUGUGGGAUUCGAGGAGCUUUGAGUCCAAAGUGAAAUCAGGCGAAACCACCACUUACGUUGAUAUCCAAUCGCUGGUUCAAGUUGCGUUGGAGUUGUGUUGUAAUGGUAAAAUAAAGCUUGGUCACACACAAUACUGUUCCAUACGGAUCACUAGUUGCCAGCCUGCAGUUAAGAAUUUUCAACUACCCUUCAUUCCUUGCCAAAAUUUUCUCCUCGACUAAGUCAUUGUUUCCUGACCACCUGUGCCAACAGUCCACACCUACUGAAGUGUAAGGUUUGUUUCUAUGAAUGACUGCAUUUCAGUGUCAAAUGAAAUGAUUAUUUUGCUGUCCUCAAUAUUUUCUGAUGAAUUAAAAUACCUUAAAAGGUCAGUUCAGCCAGGGUAAAAGUUAGUUAGUUCGGAAACAUGGCCAAGAUUCUAGUUAACCCGGUUGAUCCUUUACCAAUACAUAACUUCAAAUCUAACUUCAGAUGAUUAUAGGCUACAUUAUUUGGUUUCACUAAACAAUACAUGCACUAGAGCUGGACAUUGAGAUAACAAUAACAGUACUUAGUAUAAAAAUGUAUGCUGCAUGCAGUUUGUUUGAUGAGGUCUUGGAAAUGGUUUACAGGUUAUUUUAGCUUCAUAUGACACCUACAAUUUUUAAUAUUGAAAUAUGUUGUAAAAAGCAACAAUUAUUACUUCUUUUUAAAACUGCAACAUAGGAUAAACUAAUCAAACAUUAGGUAUGUACUUUAAAAUAUUUAGGAAAUAAUUUUGUUUUGGGAACGUUUUGUUCAACACAUGAUUGAUUAAACAGAGUAUAAGUGGCAACUCAACUCACAGAUCAUGUUUCCGUAAGUGCUUUAAGGCAAAUAUUUUUAAUUUGAAAUCAUGUCUUUUGAUAAAAUAUUUAUUUAUUAAUUUGGCAUUUAGCAAAUAAAUUUGAAAACACUAGUAAUUCAGUAAUUUGUUUGCUGAAAAAUUUCAAGUUAUUGGAAACAUUAGUCAACAUGUAUGGUUGUACAUAUGUGAUAUCAUUUUUGUGCAAGCUAUUUAUUGGCUUCAGACUUACCUAUUAUUGCUUUCUAGAGAAUGGAUGACUAUCGCAAAACUCCGUUGUUUACUCAUUAUUUUCACCUUACACACUUGCAGGUACCAAUAUGUUGUACAUUUGGGCCUUCCUUCCUUAUAGUCUGAUUGGUUCACUGCACCACACACUGUAGGCCCUACCACAUCCAUGAAUACGCAGAGAAAUAGUUUUACAACAAACAAAUACCUAAAUACCUGCACAUCCACCAACUGCGCAAAGUGUAACCAGGCCAUUUUUUUAACAGUUGCUGUUGUUCACAGUCGAGAAACAUGCCACGCAGGUUGUGCAACAGUUCACAUCACGUAACUGGUGGUUGGGAAAGCCAGCGUGAUAACAAUGCUCUUGACGGCAGGGUGAUAAACAAGAGUGCAAACAGCAGCGUGUGCCCUGUGCACACACAUUCCCGUCACGUGACGGCUAAUGGCGUUCCCUCACGCCGGGGCUAUCGACAAUGUGCAGGGAAGAAAGUGAGGCUUUCACGGCUGCGGGAGAUAUGGAGUGCCACGCUAUCAACUGCCUGAUAAGAUUAAGGGGGCUGUCGUCAUCGGAGACGGCUGGGACUGUCAAGGUUGCCAGGAUGACGGGCUCUCUUGUUGGGCUUUGAGACUGUUGUUUCGGGAUGAGAAGCGUGGUGCGGGCGUGACAGUUGCGGUGGUCGCGUGUGUUGCGAUGGAGGUCUGUGUUCUGUGUGCGCGGAGGCAGUGAGCUCUGAUGAUGGUGAUGAUGAUGAAGCGAUGGUGUCGUGCCCUGCUAGAGAUGCUGUGCGGCAAUGGGGACUCCAGGAAGGGGGACCCGAACGUGACCACGGUCAGCGUGGAGAACACCGAGACCUGGGAGGAGGAGAAGAAGUUCACCGUGUACAAAGUGGUUGUGAACUCGGACAGCCAGAGCUGGUUUGUGUUCCGUCGCUACAACGAGUUCUACAGGCUGUACGAGUCGCUCAAGAAGCAGGUGCCCCACCUGCACCUGAAGCUGCCCGGCAAGAAGCUGUUCGGCAACAACCUGGACCCGCUGUUCGUGCAGUCGCGGCGCGAGGGCCUCGACUGCUUCAUCCAGCAGCUCAUGACGGACAACCGCCUGGUGCACCUGCCGGAGGUGCGGGAGUUCUUCCAGCUGGACCGCCACAAGACCAGCUCGGAGGACGGCAGCGUGGACGAGGAGAGCGGUCCCGACAGCCACCCGGUCAACCUCGGCCCGUCCGAGCGCUCCCAGUGAGUCCACUACUAGCCUCAACUAGCCGACUCUCGCUACAGCGAUUAUUGGGACGGUCUCCGGGUAAAAGUGCGAAGCCGUGUGACUUUGAGUUCCUGCGUGUCAUCGGGAAGGGCAGCUUCGGCAAGGUGCUGCUGGCCAGACACAAGCUGGAGAAGAGGCACUACGCCGUCAAGGUGCUGAGCAAGCGGCUGGUGGUGAAGCGCAACGAGGCCAAGCACAUCAUGUCGGAGAGGAACGUGCUGCUGCGGAACCUGAACCACCCCUUCCUGGUCGGGCUGCACUACAGCUUCCAGACGCCCGACAAGCUCUACUUCGUGCUGGACUACGUCAACGGGGGAGAGUUGUUCUUCCACCUGCAACGGGAGCGGCAGUUCGCGGAGCCGCGCGCGCGCUUCUACACGGCGGAGAUGGCCGUGGCGCUGGGCUACCUGCACACGCACGGCAUCGUGUACCGCGACCUCAAGCCCGAGAACCUGCUGCUGGACGCCCAGGGACACGUCGUGCUGACCGACUUCGGCCUGUCCAAGGAGGGGCUGUUCCCCACCGACACCACGCACACCUUCUGCGGCACGCCCGAGUACCUGGCGCCCGAGGUGCUGCGCAAGGAGGGGAGCGUAGCCAGAAGGGGGUGCGUGCGACAGGGCUACGACACGUCGGUGGACUGGUGGUGCCUGGGGGCGGUGCUGUACGAGAUGCUGUACGGCCUGCCGCCCUUCUACUCCCAGAACACGGCCGAGAUGUACGACCGCAUCCUCAACAAGCCGCUCCGCCUGCGCCCCACCGUCUCGGAGAGUGCCCGCGACAUCCUGGCCAAGCUGCUGCAGAAGGACCGGCACAGGCGGCUCGGCUCCGGCUACGGGGACUUUGGUGAGGUGAAGCAGCACGACUUCUUCAAGCCCAUCUGCUGGGAGGACUUGCUGGCCAAGAAGAUAUCCCCGCCCUUCAACCCCAACGUGCAAAACCCACUGGACUUGCAGCACAUCGACCCGGCCUUCACGCUGGAGCCGGUGCCAUCGUCCGUCGGUCGCUCGCAGACCCACUCAACCUGUCUGCUGUCGGCCAGCGUUCGAGAGGCGGAUGAUGCCUUCGCCGGCUUCUCGUACGCACCUCCCAUCGAACUGUAGCUGGCGGCGGCACGCAACUGGCCUCGAGCAGUCGGCCAUGGAUCAAGAGCGAAUCCUGUUCCUAGAAUCUUCACAUUUCAUAAUCAUUCAUUUGUUUCACACUUUACCGUCCUUAAUGUUGUGUAUUAUGCUGGCAGAUUUUCUUUUGGAAUAAUGAUACAAUUUGAACAAUUACAUUCUUUUCUCCUCCAUAAUGUUGUGCUAAUGUGUGGGGGUCUAAGGCCUGGUCUCACUUGCAAUUCUCGUUUUGUCAUUACUAUUAUUAAGGACUAGUCCUGUUAAUCUAUCAGGAUGGAUUUUGCAUUUGUUGUUUGGUCACAAAUUUCCUCACCAGAUGUUUACUAGAACUUAUUUGCAAGUGAUAAUGACCAUAGAUGCAUGACUUUUUACCUCUGAUAUUUCUUUGUUAGUAUUUCAAGACCAAAGUGGUGAAAAAAUUUAAAUUGCAAGAGAGGUAUCAUAUUAAAUGACAGGAAUGUCCCUUGAAAAAUAGCAAUAGAAAUAUCAUAAUAAAAACCAUGGUGUGUGUGUGAUACCAGGCCUUAAGUUUCAAAAGAUUCUGUCUUGUUCUUAGUUUUCUUGGAAUGGGUGAUCGCUCUAGCCGUACCUUCCUCAGUCCAUGGCAAUGUCCUGUGGAUGGUGACUUAUUAUGUAUAUUCUCCAAAUGACAUGAUUUAAAACAAAUUAGGUAUUAAAUACUUAUUAUUUUUUUAUUUAAAUAAAAAUGUCAAGAAAUUUUUAUUCUGUACAGUUUGUGUCAACAUAACAUUUAUUUAAACAUAGAAGAAAAUGUUCAAACAAAACAGAAAAGUUAAUUUAAUACAGAAACAGACUUUUUUUGAACUUAUAAUUCUUUAGGCAUUCUAAGGGCUAAAUUUCAUAAUGCAAUGAAAUGUGUGUGCACCAUGCAAUGAAAUUUAACAGGAUGAAGUGAUGUUCAAAUGCAGGAUAUACAGGUGGGUUAUCAAAAUAAAUGAAAAAUAGAAACAAACAAAAUGGAAAAUGUAUUCUCUUAGUACUGAACUUACAGCUACAUGGAAAAUGUAUUCUCUUAGUACUGAACUUACAGCUACAUGGAAAAUGUAUUCUCUUAGUACUGAACUUACAGCUACAACUAACUAUUGACUGCUAAAACUAGCAAACAUAGUUUCUGCAAUUAGGUUUUCUUCUGCUUUAUUUAUACUUUAUUAGCCAAGAAAAUUGUGUUAGAACAUACAUGGCAUUUGUUUGCGCUCUUCCUGUUGAUGCAGACUAUAUGCUUUAUUUAGUCAUACCAAAAAGCUAUAACAUCUAACAUUCAUACAUAAAUGCAUUAACCCCCUCUCCCUCAGUUUUUUCUUCUUCUUAAAUUUCUAAGCAAAUAUUUGAAAACAUUCCAAACAGAAUGUGUAAUACAACAAUCUCCCUCCCCACACACUUGAAUUUUUUAGUGGAAAUAGUAGGCCUGAGUUUGUAUGUAAAUAAUGUUAAUUUUGUACAUAACUAUAGAAGUAGAACUUGCAGUGUAGUAAGGUAUUUUAUUUGUGUUAAUGUACAAAAAAAUAUCUGACCACUGCUGAAUUUAACUGAAACUACAGGCUCAGAAUCUUCAGUUAACACAUGCAGUGCACUCACUAAUGGCCUAAGCAUAAACAAUGAAUGAAAACAUGUUUUUUUUAAUUUCCCAGUACAUUUUUUAUGCCAAAGAUUGUUUUUUCUUUCAAAGUGAAGUAACGUGAACUGUCGUUUAUCUAAAACUUAAUGAUCCAUAUUUAGUAACAGCCCUGUGUUGCUGCACAUAAUGUAGCUGGAACAUUAUUUAUUUUUGAAGGGGAAAAACUUUUACGGUUGUAUAUGAGAACUUGGAAACUGAUGGCGUGGCAUGAUGCAAUUGGCUUGUAUAUCCAGGAGAAGUCUAUAAUUUGAUAGUUUAUUAUACCCUGCAUGCAGUACAGUAACUAAAAAAACUUAACACUUGUCCUGUUUACUGUGUUUUACCACGUAAUUGCCAUACUUGGUGUCUUGUUUAAUGCUGAAUAAAUAUUUGGUUGCACUUCUAAAUAUUAUCAAGGUAUAUAUUUUACAAAACAUCAUGUUUCAUCGCACAAUCGUCACACAUUUUAAUUGAAGCUGAUUUUUCAUGGCAAGAAAGCAAAUUACAUUUUAUUUAAAAAAAAUGGAGUGUACAAAAGCAUGCCAAAAAUAAACAUUCAACAAAAAAAAAAAA